GUUGAAGCCAACGUUCAACUUCACGCGUUGAACCGUGACGCGGACCAACUAGUGUAAACAUCUAAAUCAGGCACACACUCAAGUACUGUAGUACGAGUUGAGUACGAGGUACCUAGUCUGCGACAUGGACAUUGUUUGACGCCUCCCUUCGUGAAUCGCCUCCUUCAAACGUAUUAAUGUCGGCCAGCAUUGGGCCAUUGGAGGACCCCAAGUUCAACUCUCUGCACGAAGACAGACGUUUGAUAGCUGCCUUACAGUUUUACCAGUGGCGUUCGCACCCGGGCAGCCACAUUGGUGUUCAAGUCGUUGUGAGGCACUACCAAGUUAUCUUGUGGGGUUAGACCGUUCUUUUAUGCUGGAGCUAAGACUCGGAAUGAUUAUAAAGCUGUAGGAGAGAGUUGAUCUGCGUAUGCCCAUGUAUCGAUUGCCUGGCCCGUGUUCACACACUGUUCACUACGAAUAUGUCGUCUGCAGUUGUUCUAAGCCUGAUUGCGGUCCUCUGUGCUUGGCUUGUUCAUCGUCUACGCCGUGCGGGUAGUCGAGAACGUGGCCUUCCACCCGGACCUCCGACUUUCCCUUUGAUUGGCAAUCUUCAUCAAUUCCCCACGUCCUUUGCACAUCUUAAAUUCACGAAAUGGGCUCAAGUUUACGGAGAUAUCAUCUCGGUCAAGCUUGGUCCUCAAACUGUUAUUGUUCUAUCCAGUCCACGCCUGGUCCAUGAAUGCAUUGAUUUGCGCAGUGCCACCACGUCAGACCGCCCGUCGCUUCAUAUUGCCAAACUGUUGUACGACGACAACGAAGAAAUAGCCAUUGCUCGAUAUGGUCCUACAUGGAAGGCAUUGCGUCGAGCAGCGCAUGACAUCCUGAGUCAUGAAGCAUGUAUGAAGCACUUGCCCAUACAACACGCAGAAGCUAGCCAGCUGAUGUAUGAUCUUCUGGAGCGUCCCAAGGGACUUUACACUCACAUUUACAGAUACUCCGCGUCUGUAAUCCUCUCUGUUGUAGCCGGCAUACAUUGCCCCCGGUUUGAAGGCAGCAUUAUUGAAGAUUUUGAUAGUAUGAUACGUCAAUUGGAAUACAUCAUGAGGCCUGGUGGCUCCCCGCCUGUUGACCUUAUCCCACUCUUGAAGCACAUUCCUUCGAGGUGGGCACUGUGGAAGACAAAAGCCAGAGAAGUUCGGGCAGCACAGGAGAAGCUCUUCUUUGGCAUACUUGAUCAUUGUGUCGACCGCAUCAAACGUGACGAACGGAAUGACUGUUUCUUAGAAUAUGUUCUGGACCAUCAAAGUCGUUAUGGUCUUGACUAUAGGAAGAUGGCAUAUCUUGGGGGCACACUGCUCAUGGCUGGCAGUGACACAACCGCAGUUUUCCUGCGAUGGUUUGUCGCAUGCAUGGUCACGCAUCCUGAUGUCCAAAUGCGAGCUCAGCAGGAGAUCGACGAAAUCAUUGGUCUCGAUAGGUCCCCUGUACUGAAUAACAUCGAGAGGCUACCUUAUUUGCGGGCAAUCAUUAACGAGGUUCAUCGCUUUCGCCCUGUAACGCCAACCGCAAUGCCUCAUACUACAACUGCAGAUGAACGGGUCGGCGACUUCCUCAUUCCAAAGGGUGCGACGAUCUUCAUGAAUGUCUGGGCUAUAUAUCACCACGAGGAUUAUUUCGACAAUCCAGAGCUUUUCGAUCCUGAACGGUACAUGCGGUCAGAGCUUGGUGCUAAACCUGGAGCCGACACUACCGGACUUCGGAAUGACCUUGGGUUUGGUGGUGGUCGACGAAUUUGUCCAGGCUCGAACUUAGCUUCGAAUUCCAUUUCCCUGAAUACCAUGAACCUUUUGUGGGCCUUCAGAUUCCUACCCAGAAAGGAUGAGGUCACAGGAUUUCCCAUUCCCAUCGACCUAAACAGUUAUACCGGCGGUUUGGUUGUAUUCCCGACCCCUUUUCAAUGUGAAAUCAUCCCUCGAAGCGAAGCAAAGGCUGACCUGAUUCGCGAGCAAUUCACCGCGGCCCUCCCUACAUUCGAGCUCUUUGAACAACACACUUCUCUUUAAGGCGAACUUAAUGAUGGGGCGUGAAGGUGCCGUUUCUCUCUUGCUACUUAAAGCCGAUGGCUUGUGUUCUUGUUAUCCGAUGGUGUGUUUGGUUUUAUAGAGAACUGUUGAAGUUAGAAAGGUGUUAUUACUCUCUGGUAUUUCUGUCUCGUGAGACUAGCUGACUUGGACUGUCUCGUAGGGUAUAACAUGAACACUAAAUGUUUACGAAUAAGUAGUGCAACUACCAAUGCCACCUAUGUGUGAACUCAGAAAAAGAUCUGCGAGAAUACCAAGGAGAAUGUCGAAUAUUCAAUAUGACAAGGACUCAUGCUUCUUUCCUUACGACAGUUGUGACAUGAACGCAUUCGAGAAUCGAAAAUAUGCGAAAGUUCCAAUCUAUGACAUACAAUACAGAUAUUUACAGUAA
Molecule: messenger RNA, 2454 nt
Organism: Somion occarium
Lineage: Eukaryota; Fungi; Basidiomycota; Agaricomycetes; Polyporales; Cerrenaceae
Source: the annotation of a GenBank genome assembly